AAUAUGGCGUUAUAACCAAAAAUGGAAAUAGUCGCGAUCUUUAAUUUCGUUCUACUCUUUGUGAAAUCAACAUCUCUAAGCAGCCUUUCUAGUUGUUUUUAAAAUAAAAAAUGAAUUGACGCAACUAUGAUCUAGUCAUAAAAACGUUUGGAUUUUUCUAUAAUGGAUUGGAAGGUAUGUGUUUGGUUUUUGGUUAUCUUGUUGCUUUGUAUUAAGGAACAUGAUUGUUUACCCGAAUACUGUACAAAAUAUGGAAAUUGCCGAUGUGAAAAUGGGGUUGAAGAUAAGUUUUCUUGCCGAGAUCUUGGGAGCAUAAAUAAUCUAAUUUCCCUUCUACCAUCAACUAUAACAGAAUUGAAAAUAACUCAUUCAAAUAUUAAUCGUAUUAAUAAAAAUACAUUUUCAAAGUUUACCUCAUUAAAAGUAUUAACACUUCAAAACAAUAAAAUCAAAUUUAUUCAUCCACUGUCAUUCGCACUAACGAAGAAUCUCGAAGAAAUUAAUUUGCAAAGUAAUAGAUUAAUAAGAUUUGAGAUACACAGCGGUUUACAAAAACUUGAAAGAUUGAAUUUACAAAAGAAUCAAUUAAGCUAUAUUUCCAAAACCUUUUUCUACUUAAAAUCCCUAAAGUCACUUAACGUACGGAAAAAUAAGCGUUUGAAAUGCACAUGCGAAACGGUAUGGCUCUUGGAAAAGAAUAUAAUGGUUGAAGGUAGUUGUAAAUUGAUAACAAGAGGGAAGAAAAGGUUUAAAAGAGAGAAAUUAUCAGAGUUGGCUGUUGAAGACCUUUGUCCGCCGCUACCGUUUAUGCAACCUGAAAAUAGUCAAAUAUUAUUUAUAGGUGACUCAUUCGAAGCCUAUUGUACAAUGAAAUCGCGUGAUCCAACUGCCAAAUAUGAUACAAGCAAUUUAAAAUGGAGACUAAAUGGUAUUGAUUUGAAAAAUAGGACAAAUUCAUCAGAAUCUUUUCAUAUAGAUAUAAAUAAGCAUGAUAUAAAAUUAACAGUUCCAGUUGUUGAUCUCUCCCUUCAGGGAAUUUUAGCUUGCUCUGAUGGCACUGAUAAAUAUAUUAUAAAAAUAAUUGUCUAUGAUUCGAAUGAUACCUUUUGCGGUUUGGACCAUAGUUCUUCAUUAAAAGGCAACUAUACCUGGAAAAUGACUGUUAGCAAUACAACGGUAAUUCAAAAGUGUAAAUCUCCAAGAAAGGCAAAUAUCGAAAGAUAUUGUAAUACAAAUGGAAAAUGGACAAACGUAAACGAAGAAAAUUGUGAAUUUCUAGCUAAUUCUACAAGAUUAUUGGAUAAAUUAUAUAAAAACGAUUCAAGUAACUCUUUAAACAUUCUUGGACAAUAUUUAAUGGAAAACUCAGUUUCUUUCACGUCGGAAAAGAAAAAUUUAAUACUUAUUCUCAAUAUAAUUGAUCGUCAUAUUCAUAAAACAUCAGUAAAUCGGGAUACAACACAUAUGGUCUUAUCGAUUAUAUCUAAAAUUAUUUACUCAAACCCGACAGUUUUAAAGCAAAGUGUCAUUAAUUAUUCCCUAACGGAAAAGAUAUUUAAAAUAAUCAAGAAAUUGGCUUAUGGCAUCAAAUUGGGUAGUGACGAUAUUGUACAAUUAACGUUUAAUGGUUUAACCUUUUAUUCCAAAAUGGUUAGUACUCAUAGUGGAAUAUCAUGUUCAGCGUCAUUUGGUAAAAGUCUUAAAUGUACCAAAUAUGUCAACGAAUCUGAUUAUAAUUGGGAUAAUUAUGAUUUAUAUACUAGUUAUCAUCUACCACCAUCAAAUGAUUCAACGAGAAUUAUCCUAGUUGUUUUUGACAAUGAAGCCGUAUUUGGCAGUGAUUUUGGAGAAAAUUUAAAUUAUCCAAUUAUUUACUCAUCAUUCUCUCCUAACGGCGAGGUGACGGGAGAGGUUGACUUUACAAUUAGAAAAGACGAUACGGGAGUUUCUCUAAAGAGAUUCAUACCUGGAGUUGGAGUUUGGUUUAACGCUACUUGUAUCGAUAUUGAAGACAGUGCUUUACUUAGUUUUAAAUGUAGAAGUAAUUUUGAAGCAGCCUAUGCCUUAGUCAGUCAGGAGAGUAAACGAAGUUUCUUUCAUUUUGAUUUUCGAGUUCGUUUGUUGGGAUCUAUAGCAUUUACUGGUUGUGCUGUUGUAUUUUUAUCAUCGAUUAUAUCGGCCAUAUUAUGUUGUCGAUGGCAAAAGUCUGCACCGUCGGAGUGGAGACAUUCUAUAGCAAAUUUAUGCGUUAGCUUUAGCCUUUGCGCUGCUUUAUUUUGCGUAGACUUUAUUGAACCACCACUUAUUUGUUCAAUCAGACCGUUAUUAUUAAAUCUGUUUAUAUUCUCUGGAUUCUGUUGGAGUAUAUCGGCAAAUUACGUUGCUAAACAAGCAAUAUUUAAGAAAGUUCUCUCAAUUGAAGACGACGAAUUGGAAACAGCUGAAGUCGAUUCCAGAUCAUCUUGUUUUAAGUAUUACCUAAUUGGCUACGGUUUACCACUUCUGGUUAUUGGUUUGACAGCAGCAAUAACACUGAGGCCAAAGGAAAUUGGUGAUUUUCAAUGCACACAACCAGAUUUUAUAAGUCUUUACGCUCCAUCAGCUUUCUUUGCUGUAAUAUUCUUCUUCAUGAGCUUUCGAAUCGAAUGCCUACAUUGCUUUCAUUUGGAAGACGAGGAUUCUGAAAAUGUCAUGACAAUCAGCGAUUGCCGUGCUGUACUUGUGUGCUUUAUAAUGUAUCUUCUCUGUUUUGUGUCAUCGGUUUUUCUCAUAUUGGAUUACAGGAUACCUUUCUUGCCAGUGAAGAGCCAAACUUUCUACGAAUGCGCCUUCUGUCAGUUUUGUGUUCUUCUAAGCAUAUCUUCCAUUUUCGCUCUGGGAAUUGUUCAAAGACCCGAACCAGAAGUGGAAGAAGUAUCUGAAAAUCGUGUAGAACCGAUUGGUAAAGAUCAUAACAAUCGAACGGAGAGUGUUAUAAGUGACAAUACACACGCGUCUUCUUCAGUUGCUCUCCCACCUCCUCCUGUAAAUUUGGGAAAGAAUGGCUUUCAUCAAAGUUCCUUUUACAACCCCAGACAAAAUGGUAUUGCCAGAAAAUUUUGGGACCGAAAGAAGGAACAGAUUAGAAACAUUCCAUACGAAACUAGAGAAGAAGACGAAAGUGAGUUAAAACAAUUAGAAAAUAGCGAUGAAGAUAGCAAACGACUAUUAAGACAAGAAGAGAAGGACGAAACUGUUGUUUGA
Messenger RNA from Dimorphilus gyrociliatus, 3243 nucleotides. The record is from the annotation of a GenBank genome assembly. NCBI's taxonomy places the organism in Eukaryota, Metazoa, Annelida, Polychaeta, Dinophilidae.